GGUGGGGGGGGGGGGAAGUAAUCAGGUGGAUAGAAAUUGUAUCGUUUCGGGGUUGAAAAAGCGCACCUGUCCUCAUAAGCUCGCAUGACGCUGAAACGUAGGAUAUUAUUAAGUCUCAUUACAUUUCGUUUUGAUAAAACACAUUAUAUAUAUAUACCAAGUUGUUAUUAAAACUAAUAAUCCAUUUUUACAUCCAUGUCUGUACUACUUUAAAUUUAUAGGUGGGAACUGUGGGAAUACUGUUAAUAGGUGUUAUAGCCACACACUGUAUGCAUCUACUCGUCAAAUGUAAUCGUAUCAUGUGCAGAAGGACGGGUGCUAUUACCUUGGACUAUGCUGAUGUCAUGGAAACAGCUUUGACAACGGGUCCAACAAAACUUCGGAAGUUCUCAAAAGAAGCCAGAUAUUUAGUUUUAACAUUCAUCAUAAUAACACAAGUUGGUGGGUGUGGUGUUUAUGUUGUUUUUAUUUCUACAAAUAUCAAACAGGUCAUCAAUCAUUUUUAUCCGAACGACCCAACUAUUAGGAUUUAUGAAGUUGGGGUUGCCGCCAUUUUGGUGCCAUAUUUCUUUGUGAAGAACUUACGGUCGUUAUCAGUGUUUUCAACUUUUGCUAACCUUGUUACAGCCACAGGCCUGCUUAUAAUAAUAUAUUACGUGACACAAGGAUUACCAAACGUCGAUUCAAGGCCAGCAUUUACUGGAUGGAAUCAUCUGCCUUUAUAUUUUGGAACAGCUCUCUACGCGUAUGAAGGAAUAAACUUGGUUCUUCCAAUAGAAAAUAAAAUGCGUUAUCCGUCAGACUUUGUUGGCCUGGAUGGUGUUUUAAAUCUUGGCAUGGUUACCGUUUCCUGUUUGUACACGAUGAUGGGUUUCUAUGGUUAUCUAAAAUAUGGCGAUGACGCAAAAGGCAGCAUAACUCUCAAUUUACCAAGCGACCAAUGGUUAUAUUUAUCAGUAAAGUUAAUGUUUGCUCUGUGUAUUGCUAUAUCUUAUGGUGUUCAGAUGUACGUUCCUGCUAAACUUCUACUACCAUUCUUUAAAUCUAAAUAUGAAAACACAAGAUUUGAAAGAUUUGGUGAAUAUUUUGUUCGCAUUGGACUGGUACUAAUCACUUUUACCUGUGCCGCUGCUGUCCCACAUUUGGAUUUAUUGAUAUCUUUAAUUGGUGCGUUUUCGGUCAGUUCUCUCGCUAUCAUUUUUCCAGCAACGAUAGAGGUGGUGACCUUAACAGCUGAAAACGAAACGUUACCUAUGUGGAUUCUUGUUAAAGACGUAUUAUUAGUACUCUUGGGAAUUCUCGGCUUCCUGACUGGAACUUAUACUGCUAUACAAGCAAUUGUAGAAACAUAUUAAACACUAGUGACAUUUUAUUUGUGAUAUCUAAAAAAUAGAUGUAAUUUCUAAUCCCCAAUACAUGAAGGGUUAGAUUGUGUUUGUAACUAUGGUCUAUUCGGGGUUGGUGUUAAGAUUGGUUAAACUAAUAUACAACCCUCCUCUAUAACAUUGAGGUUAUGCCAAUAUUUUGUAAAGAAGACCCUGUUACAAAUGUUUUACCUCGGUCCGUGUGUAAUCAACUGUUACAGAGUAGUGUUAUACAAAGUUACAUAAGUUAUAAUACGUCGUUUGUUAUGAUAUGUUACAAACUGUGGUUAUACCUGGUGCUCGGCGAAAAAAUGAUUCUUAGCUUGUCAUAAUGUUAUGUAACUGUCUUAACGUUGUGUAACGUAAUGAUCUGUUAUGCCAAAAUUUUCUUCUGUCAGUAAGUAGCAUUGCACUUACAGGCGAGGGAGAUAACUCUGUCUCAAAAAGAAAAAAAAUAACAAAGGUGCCCUAUCUACUACUACUAUUGUGUCUUUAUACAGCGAGAACCCGAUUAUGCCAAUAUCCCGAUUAUAUUAACAUCAUGGUAUAAAAAAUAAAUUAACCCAAAUCAGGACAGCUGUGUGAUGUCAGAUAUGGAUAACAAUAUAAUGCUUAAAGAUAAAAAUAGAUUUUAUAAGUAUUUUAAUCAUGCUUUUGUAAAUAUCGUGGACGUUUUGUUAUUUUAUAUAUAAAAGUAUCGCCUU
This is a messenger RNA of Patella vulgata (common limpet), 2068 nucleotides long. RefSeq names its product neutral amino acid uniporter 4. Gene Ontology annotation, biological process: amino acid transmembrane transport. NCBI's taxonomy places the organism in Eukaryota, Metazoa, Mollusca, Gastropoda, Patellidae. Gene Ontology annotation, molecular function: amino acid transmembrane transporter activity. The transcript is spliced from 7 exons. The record is from RefSeq and is a predicted model, not a curated record. Bases 270 to 1355 code for a protein of 361 amino acids. Gene Ontology annotation, cellular component: vacuolar membrane.